Molecule: messenger RNA, 1122 nt
Organism: Akanthomyces muscarius
Lineage: Eukaryota; Fungi; Ascomycota; Sordariomycetes; Hypocreales; Cordycipitaceae
Exons: 1
Coding region: 1-1122 (373 amino acids)
Source: RefSeq, a predicted model, not a curated record
AUGCCCGGACCCGCUGAUGAGCGCUCCCGCGCCACCCGCGAAACCGACGACUCGCGCCGCCAUCGCGACAGACGGUCUCGUUCACCAGAUCACAAGCGAGGGCGACGAUCAGAAGAUACCCAACAUGAAAGGAGAGGCCCAAGAGAGCACAAGUCUGAUGGAAAACCUUCAACAGGGCGGAUACGCUCGCCACGCAGGCACCAUGAGCACCACCGGCGCAGGGAGCGCGACUCGCCGGCGCCACCGCCGGCGACACUACCAUUUGAUGCACGGCCACUGACCAAGGGCGAUCUACGCAAGUUUGAACCCCUGCUGGCUUCUUACCUGGAUCUGCAGAAGCAAAAGUAUAUCGAAGACAUGGAUGACCGCGAAGUCAGGGGCCGCUGGAAGAGCUUCAUCGGAAAAUGGAACAGGGGUGAGCUGGCAGAGGGCUGGUAUGACCCGGACAUGUUUCAGAGAAUUGUGGCAUCGCACUCAGCAGAUGACGCAGAGCGCGCAAGCCGGCCUGAGCCGGCGAGGCAAGACCGACGACACUCACCAGUGGAAGAGCGGCGCCUGGACGAUACUGCUGCUCAUGACAAUGACGACUCCGACUCCGACUACGGGCCGACGCUGCCUUCCUCCUCUCGUGGCGGCACGCGGAUGGGCGUCGCCAUACCAUCCAAAGACGACCUCGCCCUGCGCGACGAGCUGCGCGCCGAGGACCGGGACGCCGCCCGCGACGACCUGCGGGCCGACCGCCGCGCCGACCGCAAGCGGCAAAAGGAGCAGCUGGACGAGCUCGUGCCGCGCGCCGAGGCGGGCACGCGCGAGCGCAAGCUGGAGAAGAAGCGCGAGGUCAACGACAAGAUGCGGCAGUUCCGCGAGGGCAGCCCGGGCGGGUCGAUGGCGGCGGCGCACGACAGCGAGCUGAUGGGCGGCGGCGACUCGGUGGCGGAGCUGCGGCAGCGCAAGGAGGAGGACCGGCGGCGCAAGACGGAGCGCGAGAUUCGCCGCGAGGAGCUGCAGCGGGCCAAGCAGGAAGAGAUUGAGGAGAAGCGGCGCAAGUGGCAGGAGCGCGAGCAGGGCACGAUGAGUAUGCUGCAGGAACUGGCGAGACAGCGGUUCGGACCGGGGAGCUGA